AUGGUUCAGCCCAUUCUCGCUGUCUUGGCCCUGGCCACUGCGACAUCGGGCGCCUUUACGGGUAACCUCAACUACCUGUCGCCAUCGAAGCACCAUGCGUCACUUGGUGUUUCCAUCAACAAGGUUGCCAAGCGCACCUACGCCAAUUCGCACUGGGACCCGGCCAAGCUGAACUUCACGCACGGCGUGGCUUCCGGCGACCCGUACGAGGACAGCGUCAUUCUGUGGACAAGAGCUGCCCCGACAGCUGACAAUGACAAGAGCAACUUGACUGUCAGCGGCUACGUCCCUUUGUACGACCACAGCACUGAGGACUAUGUAAAGAAGAGCGACUCGCCGGUCUGCGUUGAUUGGAAAAUCAGCGCGAGCAAGAGCCUUGAUACUGUCGUUGACUCGGGUACUGCUUACACGAGCUCUGAUGUGGAUUACACUGUCAAGGUAGAGGCGAAGCGAUUGGCGCCUUUCACGGUCUAUUCCUUCGGUUUCUUCAACGCAUACGGCAACCCAGUACGGAAGGACUCGGUCGACUACGUGAUCCAUCUCGGAGACUACAUCUACGAGUACGGAAACGGCGAGUAUGGCUGGGGCAACUCGAUCGGAAGAAUCCCUCUUCCGGAUCGCCAGAUCUUCACUUUGUAUGACUACCGCAAGCGCAUUGCAACUUACAGAACCGACCUGGACUUGGUGGCUAGUCACCAGAGCUUCCCCUGGAUCCCGGUUUGGGAUGACCAUGAGGUUUCGGACAACACGUGGCGAGAUGGUGCCUCUGAGCUCAACAACACUGAGGAUUCUUUCAUUGCCGAUGGAGGUGUCUCGGUUGAUCAGCGCAAGAUGAACGCUGUUCGAGCAUACUUUGAGUGGAUGCCCAUUCGUCAGGUCGAUAUGGAUGACAACCUCCGCAUCUGGAGAGAGUUCAAUUUUGGCAACCUCUUCGACCUCGUCAUGUUGGAUACUCGCCAGUAUGACCGCGCUAUCACGGAUGUCUACACCAACACCGACUACAUCCACGCCAUCUCAAAUGAUGCCAGCCGCUCCCUCAUGGGCCCCCGCCAAGAGGCCUGGUUCUACAAAACCCUCCGCCAAAGCUCGACCCGCGGUGCGACCUGGCGCGUCAUCGGCAACCAAAUCAUCUUCAGUCGCAUGAACGAGAGCCUAGCCCUCGGCGCCGAGAACCCCAUGAACUACGACCAGUGGGACGGUUAUCAAGCAAACCGCAACCGCACCUUCCAGGUCCUGUACGAGCAGAACGUCGGCAACAACAUCUUCCUCGCCGGUGACUCGCACGCCUCGUGGGUAUCAGACCUCGUCUGGCUCGGCGAGCACGAGUACGACCCGAACACGGGCUCCGGCUCCGUCGGCGUCGAGUUUGCGGGUUCGGCUGUGAGCUCGCCGUGUCCGGCUGGGCAGAACAUUUCGCUAGCGGCGGCGAAUGCGGGAUCUGCCUGGCUUACGGCUGCGAACCGCGAGUUGCAGUGGCAAGAUCUAUUCUACAGGGGCUAUUAUGAGCUCAGCAUUGACUACGAUGCUGUGAAUGCUUCCUUCUUUGGUAUUCCCACUACGAGGAUCAAGCAAGGAUACGAAAUCUCCCUGGCCAAUUUCACUGUACUGGCUGGCGAGAACAAGCUGCAUCGUUUGAACGGUUCUGCGGCCGUUGGAGGUGUUGCUGAGAGUGGUAGCUUGAAGAAUGGUCGUGUUGUGCAGACGAACCUGACGCAUGACACUGGCAGCGGCGCGUACCUCAAGUACGACUCGCCUUGA
This is a messenger RNA of Colletotrichum fioriniae, 1758 nucleotides long. NCBI's taxonomy places the organism in Eukaryota, Fungi, Ascomycota, Sordariomycetes, Glomerellales, Glomerellaceae. The record is from RefSeq and is a predicted model, not a curated record.